Neocloeon triangulifer is the source of this 1125-nucleotide messenger RNA. It is a transcript of the gene lsn, whose product is annotated as vacuolar-sorting protein SNF8. The record is from RefSeq and is a predicted model, not a curated record. The transcript has 2 exons. Gene Ontology annotation, molecular function: tRNA-specific adenosine-34 deaminase activity. NCBI's taxonomy places the organism in Eukaryota, Metazoa, Arthropoda, Insecta, Ephemeroptera, Baetidae. The coding region runs from base 144 to 1094 and encodes 316 amino acids. Gene Ontology annotation, cellular component: ESCRT II complex; nucleus; cytoplasm. Gene Ontology annotation, biological process: protein transport to vacuole involved in ubiquitin-dependent protein catabolic process via the multivesicular body sorting pathway; tRNA wobble adenosine to inosine editing.
GGGACAAGGAAAGGGCCGAACGUACCCUGAAUUACAUGCUGAAGGAGGGACUGGCUUGGAUCGACACGCAGGAGGGUCGCUCCUUCUGGUUCCCGAGUCUUUUUGCUGGCUGCGCCCAAGCAGCCUGAAUUGUCAUUCAAAGGAUGACUGAAUUAUGGUGCCCAAUUUUGCCCGACUGCUACCUAUCAUGUACAGUGCCCCUCUUACAUGCCUACGUCUGCAACAUAAAAGACCCGAAAAUGACAGGCAAGGUUAUACAGCUUCUCAACUCUAAAUACCCAGAACCAAAUCUGAGCCACCUCAAGAGGGUCAACAGCAAUAAAAAGGAAGGAAAACUGCAGGUGCUGCUGACAGACGACAAACACAAACUUGAUGAGAUUCUGCAGAGUUUCUCUUCCGUUGGUAUCUUGAUCGACGAUCCUUCUUAUGUCCAAGUGCCUGCCGAAAGUGGAAAAACUAAAGAGCAGCACCUGUUUGCCAUGACCCUGUGGCCAGUGGCUGUUUUCACGGCAGACAAGUAUUUGGAGAGUGUCCUCGAGGGAAAAAACUUUUCUUUCGAGCAGAGGAAAGAAAUCGAAAGACUGAUGGGUGUUGCUCUGCAAGCAGCCGAGAAGAGCAGGAAGUUGGGCGGAAAAGGUGUUGGGGCGGUGGUGGCUUUCAGAGGGGAAGUUUUAGGGGUUGGGUGUGAUGCGAGGAACAAACAUCCCUUGAAACAUGCAGCCAUUGCCAUGCUGGACAUGGUUUCGUGGGUUAAACAUGGCCAGAAAGAUGAGGAGCGACCUGAGUGGGCCGGAGAUGACCUAGUCGAGUGCCAGGCUCAAGUUCUCAAGUCUCCAAAGUCCUACUUGUGCACUGACUACGAUGUUUACCUCACAAGGGAGCCUUGCACUUUUUGCGCCAUGGCUCUUUUGCACAACCGCGUCAAGAGGAUUUUCUACGGCUGUCCUUCUGAGGAAGGUGCUUUAGGGACCAGAGAAAAAUUACACACACUGCCUGGCAUAAACCAUCGCUAUGAAGUUUUUGCAAAUGUGCGAGGAAAAGAAUGUGGUGAACUGUUAACUAAGUGUGAAAUGAAACACAAAUGUUUUUCUUAAAAUUGGAUUAAAACUGCUAAAUAAAUUAAUA